Messenger RNA from Salvia hispanica, 1234 nucleotides. RefSeq names its product GEM-like protein 1. The record is from RefSeq and is a predicted model, not a curated record. Lineage: Eukaryota; Viridiplantae; Streptophyta; Magnoliopsida; Lamiales; Lamiaceae.
GUUUCAUUUCCAUCAUCUCAAAAUUCUCUCCCCAAAUUUGUUGAUUUCAUCUGCAAAUCUCUGACGAUGAGUUCUGAUUCAACAUCAAAUCCAUCCAAUUCCAACGCAACACCAACCCCAAUCAACCCCAAGGAAUCCAAGUCGGAAUCCGCCCCCGCCCCCGCCCCCGCCCCCACGACCGCCACCGCCACCGCCACCACCAUCACCACCACCGCCAGCGAUGCAGCCGGCUAUGCUCCCUACCCGAAACUGGCGCCGGACGACGUCGCUCCAGUCGCCGACACUUGGAGCUCCGCCCCCCCUCCCGUCACCGCCCCCACCGGCUCAAAUCCAUAUGUCUCCACCGAUCCCGUGCCCGUGCCCCCCUCUCCGAUCAAGAGUAACGUGGAUAAGAUGAAGGAAGUGCUGGGUAAAUGGGGAAAGAAAGCUAGCGUAGCCUCUAAGAAGGCUGAAGACUUGGCUGGGAACAUGUGGCAAAACUUGAAAACGGGACCAAGUAUCACAGACGCUGCUGUUGGAAGGAUAGCACGGAGCACCAAGGUUAUGUCAGAAGGUGGAUAUGAAAAGGUCUUUCAGAAUACAUUUGAAAAUGCCCCAGAAGAAAAGAUGCUGAAAUAUUAUGGAUGCUAUUUGUCUACAUCUGCGGGUCCUGUUGCUGGAGUCCUUUAUCUGUCUACUGCAAAAGUAGCAUUUUGCAGUGAUGAUCCUCUUUCAUACAAGGUUCCGGAGUCGGAGGAGGUUCGUAUGAGCUAUUACAAGGUGGUUAUCACGUUGCAGCAACUGAAAGCGGUUAAUACUUCAACAAGCCAAACAAACUCAGUUGAGAAAUAUAUCCAGAUUAUUUCCGUGGACAAUCAUGAAUUCUGGUUCAUGGGAUUCGUCUACUACGACAGUGCUGUUAAAAAUUUACAAGGUGUGUUGCAGGUUCGUCAGUCGUAACUAUUUAUAAAGACUGGAAGUUCGUAUGGUGUGCUUUGUUUGGAGUCGUCGGAAGGCUCACAUUUGAAUGUGGUUGAAGAUUGAUAUGUUUCAUAUAAGCCAUUAAACCGAUCUACACUGCAUUUCUUCAUUUUUUAGUGAACGUAAAUAGCGAAUGUAAUGUGUUGUAAAUGUGGUUCCUUGUUUUAUUGUAAUAGUAAUACUUAUAGGAUUGUUUGGUUUGAGUGAUUAUGUAUUAUUGAUAAAAUAAUUUAAUUUAAUCAAAUAUUUGGUAUAAAUGGUUCAAUUAUUUUCA